This is a messenger RNA of Pisolithus orientalis, 3300 nucleotides long. RefSeq names its product pre-mRNA splicing factor. The coding region runs from base 1 to 3300 and encodes 1099 amino acids. Gene Ontology annotation, cellular component: intracellular anatomical structure; catalytic step 2 spliceosome. Gene Ontology annotation, molecular function: ATP binding; RNA binding. The record is from RefSeq and is a predicted model, not a curated record. The transcript is spliced from 12 exons. Lineage: Eukaryota; Fungi; Basidiomycota; Agaricomycetes; Boletales; Pisolithaceae.
AUGUCCACAGAGCUUAACAGAUUUAUUAGCGACAAUUGUCUCAGGUUUUUCGGACUUGCAGACAAAACUACCACUGACUUCGUCGCCGCUUCCGCAUCGUCAGCGAAGUCGCCAGAUGCGCUCUUUGGAUUCUUGUCCGCAAGUGGUCUACCCAACACUUCCGAGGCUCAUACCUUCAUAAAUGAACUCUUCGUCCGCAUCCCUCGAAAAUCGAAGCACAAAGGAAAAGCUGGUGGUGUAGAUGAAGCUGCAAGGAAACAGGCGGAACGGGAGGCUAGAGAGUUGAGCGCGCGGAAAUAUGGGUUUCUCGCGGAAGAGGAGAAGGAGAAAUCAGUCGUCGUUGAGGUCAGAGAGAAAUCUGCGGGAGGCGAAGGAGGCACAUCAUCGAGAGAAAAGCGAGGGAGGAAUCUGAGGAAGAGAGAACUCGAUGCAAAGGAGUGGGAAAGUGAUGGGGAAGACCAAUCCCGAAAGCGACAUAGGCCUCAAGGUUCUGUUUCUCCUCGAGGCAGACCUCCAUCCGACGAUGAAGUGCUCAAUAUUGAGAUCGAGGAGGACGAAGAGGCGCGCAAGGAACGAGAACGAUUAGAGGAUUUGAAGUCCCGUGACGAGUUUGCCGAACGCGUUCGUAUGCGUGACCUUGAGAAGACGAAGAAAAUGGUCGAGGAUCGAUCCUCUCGUGCAGCUGGCCCCGGUGCUACAGACGCCGCCCUUCGCAGGCAGCUCGCGGACGACUCCGAAGCUCGACAUCAGGCUUUACCCUCUCUGCGAUUACAUUCUCGUCAGGAAUACCUCACCAAGCGUGAGAUCCAGCAAAUCGAGUUGCUUCGUAGGGAGAUCGCAGAUGAUGAGGCUCUUUUCGUCGGGAUGAAAGUCUCGAAACGAGAAAGGCGAGAACUCGAGCGGAAGAAAGAGCUUCUGAAGCUGGUCGAGGAGCGCCUUAAAAUCAACGACAAGUGGGAAGGGUAUCAGUUGCCUGACGAUUAUUUCACUGAACAGGGGAAGAUCGACAAGAAGAAGAAAGAGAAUGUGUUGUACCAGCGCUACGAGGAAGCGAAGCCCAAGGAUGAUCAGUUCGUUACGGACGUCGAUCAAUGGGAGGCAAGUCAAACACGACACAGCACCUUUAAAACGGGUGCCUUGGACAAACCCGAGUUCGUGGAUCAAUAUGAGUAUGUGUUCGACGAGAGCCAGACUAUCAAAUUUGUCAUGGACCAGGCAAUGAAGGGAGAAGGUAUGCUGAGUGCUAAAGACAAGAUCUUGCAACAACAGAUCGAAGAAGCCGAGACGAGAGCCAAGGGCAUUGAGGAAACCCGCAAGUCGCUACCUAUAUAUACCUACCGCAAGCAGCUUCUGGAAGCCAUCAAGGAGCACCAGGUAUUGAUUGUCGUAGCUGAGACAGGUUCCGGGAAGACGACACAACUUCCUCAAUACCUUCAUGAAUCGGGCUAUACGGCUGGGGGCAUGAAAGUUGGUUGCACCCAACCACGGCGGGUGGCAGCCAUGUCCGUUGCCGCUCGCGUUGCAGAAGAAAUGGGGACCAAGGUCGGUUACGAGGUUGGAUACUCGAUUCGGUUCGAGGACUGCACGAGUGACAAGACUGUACUCAAGUACAUGACCGACGGAAUGCUAUUAAGAGAGUUCCUUACGGAGCCAGAUCUCGCAUCUUACUCGGCGUUGAUCAUCGACGAGGCACACGAACGCACACUCAGUACGGAUAUUUUGUUUGCUCUCGUUAAGGUGUGUUACCCAUCGUCGUUUGAUAUCGCAAGGUUUCGACCAGAGCUAAGGCUACUUAUUUCGAGUGCCACGAUGGAUGCGGAGAAGUUUAGUGAAUAUUUCGAUAAUGCACCUGUGUUUUAUGUUCCGGGUCGGCGAUACCCCGUUGAUAUCCACUACACACCUCAGCCGGAGGCCAACUAUCUUCACGCGGCUAUAACGACUGUCUUCCAAAUCCACACAACCCAGCCCAAAGGCGAUAUCCUCGUCUUUUUGACUGGCCAAGAUGAAAUCGAAGCAGCUCACGAGAGCCUUCAGGAAACUGCCCGUACUCUAGGAAACAAGAUCGCGGAGCUCAUAAUCUGUCCAAUCUAUGCCAACUUACCGUCAGAUAUGCAGGCGAAGAUUUUUGAACCGACGCCCCCCGGAGCACGCAAAGUGGUUUUAGCAACGAACAUCGCGGAAACUAGUAUAACUAUAGAUGGUGUUGUGUUCGUCAUCGAUCCUGGCUUCGUGAAGCAGAAUGCUUACAAUCCGAGAACGGGUAUGAGUUCCUUGGUGGUCGUUCCUUGCUCACGGGCUUCGGCGAAUCAGCGUGCGGGUCGUGCGGGACGGGUAGGUCCCGGAAAAGCUUUCCGGCUCUAUACAAAAUGGGCAUAUGCGAAUGAACUCGAGGAGAACACUGUCCCUGAAAUUCAGCGCACAAACCUCGGGAUGACCGUUCUUGUCUUGAAGUCUCUUGGGAUCAACAAUUUCAUGGAGUUUGAAUUCAUGGACCCACCGCCCGGGGAAACGCUGAUCCGUGCGCUCGAAUUGCUAUACGCGCUUGGUGCCCUGAAUGACCGGGGUGAAAUGACGAAACUUGGCCGAAGGAUGGCGGAAUUCCCUGUUGAUCCGAUGCUUAGCAAGGCCAUCAUCGAGAGCGAGAAAUAUGUGUGCACAGACGAGGUACUAACUAUCAUAGCUAUGCUUUCGGAAUCGUCCUCGCUGUUCUAUCGACCAAAGGACAAGAAGUUGCACGCCGAUCAGGCUCGACAAAACUUCGUUCGUGCAGGCGGCGACCAUUUCACACUCUUGAACAUUUGGGAACAAUGGGCGGAUACCAAUUAUUCCCAGCAAUUCUGUUACGAACAGUUCCUUCAGUACAAGAGCCUUAAUCGCGCUCGGGAUAUUCGAGAUCAGCUUGCGGGCCUGUGUGAACGUGUGGAAGUCAUCAUAAGGAGCAACCCGAACGCCAAUGAUAACACGCCCAUUCAAAAGGCGAUCACCGCAGGAUACUUUUACAAUACGGCUGCUUUACAAAAGAGCGGGGACUCGUACAGGACACUCAAGACUAACCAUACUGUAUACAUCCAUCCAUCAUCAAGCUUGUUCCAACACCAGCCCCCGGUGAGAGCGGUUCUAUACUACGAGCUAGUGAUGACAUCCAAGUCGUAUAUGAGACAAGUGAUGGAGAUCAAGCCAGCUUGGUUGAUGGAAGUUGCUCCGCACUAUUUUAAAGCGGCGGACGUGGAGCAACUUGCAACGGGACAAAAGAAAAUGCCAAACGCCAAAGCUAACGCGUCAUCGGGCACGACUUCAUAG